AUUAUUAUUAGAAUAUUCUUGCCAGUAAUUGGAUUAUUUGGUUUGUGUGGAAAUGGCAUUUCGGCUUUUAUUUAUAGUCGAAAAUCUAUGCGAAGUUCAACGAAUAUUUACCUAUGUGCAUUAGCAAUAUCUGAUAUGAUUAUCAUACUUACCGCUUUUUUUUUAUUUUUUAUCGAAAAUUUACGCUAUAAAUCAUUGAUAUUAUCAGAAAUUUUUGCAAUUCUUACACCAAUAGCAUUCCCGAUCGGUCUUACCGCUCAAUCUUUAUCGGUAUUUUUAACUGUUACAUCAGCUAUUGAUUGCUUUCUAUUGAUUUAUUCAAAUCCGAAAUGUAAACGACGAUUUUGCAAUGCAUCAACCGCUAUUAGGGUUAGCAUUGUUAAUUAA
This is a messenger RNA of Loa loa (African eye worm), 387 nucleotides long. RefSeq lists its product as hypothetical. Gene Ontology annotation, biological process: G protein-coupled receptor signaling pathway. The transcript has 2 exons. Gene Ontology annotation, cellular component: membrane. Gene Ontology annotation, molecular function: G protein-coupled receptor activity. Lineage: Eukaryota; Metazoa; Nematoda; Chromadorea; Rhabditida; Onchocercidae. The annotation marks the transcript as partial. The record is from RefSeq and is a predicted model, not a curated record.